CGAGGGUGACAGGAAACCCUGUGCAGGGAGCGCCGCCAUCUUGGACCUGCCCGAGGAAGAUCCUGAGGGAGCCGCAGGAGCAGUCGCCGCUGCCACCGCUACUGCUGCCAGUGCGUCUGCACCUCCUCGGCCAGCCCGCUAGCUGCCGGGGCCUCGGCCGAUCGCCCCUGCCCCUCUCCAGCUGCGCCCGCACUCCUCUUCAUCGUCCUGACGCCCCCCUCCCGCCCGGAAAGCUGCCCAGCCACCAGCAACCCCCCAGUGCCACCAUGGCAACUGCACCAUACAACUACUCUUACAUCUUUAAAUAUAUUAUUAUCGGGGACAUGGGAGUAGGAAAAUCUUGCUUACUUCAUCAAUUUACAGAAAAAAAAUUUAUGGCUGAUUGUCCUCACACAAUUGGUGUUGAAUUUGGUACAAGAAUAAUUGAAGUUAGUGGCCAAAAAAUCAAACUGCAGAUUUGGGAUACAGCAGGACAGGAGAGGUUUAGGGCUGUUACGCGGAGCUACUACAGAGGAGCUGCGGGAGCGCUUAUGGUGUAUGAUAUCACUAGAAGAAGUACAUAUAACCACUUAAGCAGCUGGUUGACAGAUGCAAGGAAUCUCACCAAUCCAAAUACUGUAAUAAUUCUCAUAGGAAAUAAAGCAGAUUUGGAGGCCCAGAGAGAUGUAACAUAUGAAGAAGCCAAACAGUUUGCUGAAGAAAAUGGCUUAUUGUUCCUUGAAGCAAGUGCAAAAACGGGAGAGAAUGUAGAAGAUGCUUUCCUUGAAGCUGCCAAGAAAAUCUAUCAGAACAUUCAGGAUGGAAGCCUGGAUCUGAAUGCUGCUGAGUCCGGUGUACAACACAAGCCUUCAGCCCCGCAGGGAGGCAGGCUAACCAGUGAACCCCAACCCCAGAGAGAAGGCUGCGGCUGCUAGUGACCUCUUUGCCGUAGCUCCCGUUUGACCUUUCACCUGUCUGUUGGAAGCAGUACUUUUUACUGCCUCAUUGUCUUCUGUACAUCUUACUGGGUUUAAUUAAAAAAAAAAAAAAAAGGAAAAAACAA
Panthera uncia (snow leopard) is the source of this 1042-nucleotide messenger RNA. RefSeq names its product RAB14, member RAS oncogene family (gene RAB14). Gene Ontology annotation, molecular function: GTPase activity; GTP binding. The transcript has 8 exons. Lineage: Eukaryota; Metazoa; Chordata; Mammalia; Carnivora; Felidae. The coding region runs from base 267 to 914 and encodes 215 amino acids. Gene Ontology annotation, biological process: phagosome maturation; endocytic recycling; Golgi to endosome transport. Gene Ontology annotation, cellular component: trans-Golgi network; recycling endosome; Golgi apparatus. The record is from RefSeq and is a predicted model, not a curated record.